Messenger RNA from Silurus meridionalis, 1197 nucleotides. RefSeq names its product UDP-N-acetylglucosamine/UDP-glucose/GDP-mannose transporter-like. Gene Ontology annotation, molecular function: GDP-fucose transmembrane transporter activity; antiporter activity. The record is from RefSeq and is a predicted model, not a curated record. Lineage: Eukaryota; Metazoa; Chordata; Actinopteri; Siluriformes; Siluridae. Gene Ontology annotation, cellular component: Golgi apparatus.
GCGGGGCUUAGUGUUCUGGCGGAGCAGCCUGUGGAUCAGAGAGAGAGCUGAACAUGGCGGAGGACGGUGUGAGAGCCCGAGCCGGAGCAGGACCUGGAGCUCAGGUGAGCGAUGAGGAGAGCCGCAGUACACCUGCCCCCCGCUCCCAGCCCCGCUCCGGUCUCUUCCUCCUCAGACUGCUCAGCUCCGUCUUCUACGCGCUCAGCUCCUUCCUCAUCGUGGUGGUGAAUAAAAGCGUCCUGACCAACUACAGGUUUCCAUCAUCAUUAUGUGUUGGAAUCGGACAGAUGUUGGCGACAGUGUGUGUGUUGUGGUCAGGAACCCUGAGACUCAUCCACUUCCCGGAUUUGGACAGAAACAUUCCUCACAAGACAUUCCCCCUUCCCCUUCUGUAUGUAGGUAAUCAGCUCACCGGCCUCCUGGGAACUAAACAAGUCAAUUUGCCGAUGUUUACUGUGCUCAGGAGAUUUUCCAUCCUUUUCACCAUGUUAGCAGAGAGCUACCUACUCAGGAGGACGUUUGAGUGGAGUGUACAUUUAACAGUAUUCACUAUGAUAUUAGGAGCAUUUAUUGCUGCCAGUACAGAUUUGACCUUUGACCUUCAGGGCUACACGGCUAUCACAGUCAAUAACCUUUUAACUGCAGCUAACGGCGCUUACAUGAAGAAGAAACUCGACUCCAAGGAGCUGGGGAAGUUUGGUCUGCUGUAUUAUAAUGCUUUAUUCAUGAUCAUCCCCACUGUGUGUGUAGCGUACUACACUGGAGACCUGCAGCAGGCUGCAGGUUUCGAUGGUUGGACAGAUUUAUUCUUCCUCACUCAGUUUAUUUUUUCCUGUGUGAUGGGGUUUGUCCUCAUGUACUCUAUUGUGUUGUGCACACACUACAACUCUGCUCUGACCACCGCUAUCAUCGGCUGUGUGAAGAACAUCAUGGUAGCGUAUGUGGGGAUGGUGUUUGGAGGUGAUUACAUCUUCACCUGGUUGAACUUCAUCGGCUUAAACAUCAGCAUUGCUGGGAGUCUGGUUUACUCCUACAUCACCUUCACCCAGCAGGGAGUCUAGAGUUCCUGCUGAAGAGGACAGAUGCUGUGUGAGAACCAUGAAGUCAUAAUGAGUGUGCGUGUGUGUGCAUGUGUGUGCGUGUGUGUGUGUGUGUGUGUGUGUGUGUCUGUGUGUGUGUGUGUGUGUGUGUGUGUGU